This is a messenger RNA of Clonostachys rhizophaga, 309 nucleotides long. The record is from the annotation of a GenBank genome assembly. NCBI's taxonomy places the organism in Eukaryota, Fungi, Ascomycota, Sordariomycetes, Hypocreales, Bionectriaceae.
AUGGCGAUGCUACGCCUGGAAGCAAUUCUCGGGGAAGCCGGGGAAGUCGACGGCAACGUUGCUCCUGCCCCACUGAUUAAGACCGACGAGAAAGAGGAAGUCGUCAACGAGUACCGCCACUGGGGGGACACUGCCAAAUUCGUCAUUGAGUCCCUGCAGAAACCCGAUGUAUGGGCAGUCUUCGAGCACCCGCCGGCUAAUACCUACCACAAAGGACUCGUCUGCAUCAUGGGAGACGCUGCCCAUGCCGCCAUGUCCCAUAAAGGGGAUGGCUGGUACGGCACUCGAGGAUGCCUACGUCCUGGGUAG